Sinocyclocheilus anshuiensis is the source of this 1690-nucleotide messenger RNA. It is a transcript of the gene ocstamp, whose product is annotated as osteoclast stimulatory transmembrane protein. The transcript has 3 exons. The record is from RefSeq and is a predicted model, not a curated record. The coding region runs from base 266 to 1690 and encodes 474 amino acids. NCBI's taxonomy places the organism in Eukaryota, Metazoa, Chordata, Actinopteri, Cypriniformes, Cyprinidae. Gene Ontology annotation, cellular component: membrane.
GUCAUGUGGUGUUGUGUAAGUGACCAUGUUAGAGGAUGUGCAGUGUGACCGGUGUUUGGGUUUCAUGUGAAUCUGAGCAACUGAAUGAGUCAGUGUGCAUGUGUGUUCAGCAUCCAGCUCAGAGUCAUAGGAUUGGGUGUAUAUAAAUAUGUGUGUAUUCAGUGCCCCGCUCAAUAUGAAGCUGGCCAGUUCUGCUAUUAUGACCAACCUUUUAAUGUAGAGAUAAAUCCAUGAUCUUAUUCAAGCCUCCAUUUAACCAACAGCAAUGAUGCCUUUAAGAAACUACCAUCUCUCUAUUUUGUCCCUCAGAGCCUCAGUGAGGAGCAGUAUGGAGGCGCUGUGGUUGUGUUACUCUUCUCCGACUCCUCAGAGUGCAAGUCACCUGCUCGCCCUACUUGUUCUCUGUCUCUCAUUGGCUGCUGUAACUGCUUCACUACUUUUCCACUGGCUCAUAGACCUUUUAAAAUAUGACAUCCAGACAGCAUUGGUUGCAGUUGGUAUCUAUGCCACAGCUGUGUUUAUCCUGUCAUCUCUCAUCCAUCCGUUCCGAUGUGCCUUCACGCUAAUCUUCCCGACGUUGUUCACCCGACAGGGCCGUAAACUGCUCUUGUCCGCAUCCAUGAUGAUCGUAGUGCUGUUUGUCCUACCCAACAUGGCCACCAACAUUGCAACUCUCACACAUGUUGUGAAAUGUGCAUCAGAAAAACUCUCUCAAAGUCUCCUAAGCAGCUCAAACCUCAUCAACACCAUUAAAGACAAUAUCGUCAGAAGAGCCGAGGAGAGCGUGGAUGGGAGUUUAGUGCAAACGCUGCAUGAUUUUGAUCACACCACACAUAUUAAUGUCUCGGAAGUGAAGGGACGGUUGCAUGUGUUGAGUCAGCGAGUGCAGGAGGAUUUCUCUGAAGUUAUAAGUCAAGUACAGGACCUGAAGCUGCUAUUCAGCAGGAUCUUUGCUGCUGGUUUUGUUUUGUAUUUGUUCAGCGAGUCUGUAAUGUACCUUCGGUCUUAUCUGACAUCUGUAAGAUUUGACAACACGUAUAUCACAGGUGGGCUCAGGAGGAAAGGAGCUGAAAAAGGAAUUGUGGUUGAAGCAAAGGAUGUGAAAAAUGGAGUAAACUCCACCAGUUUCAGAAUAACUAAAAAGGAACUUUUCAAAUGUCUGGCUCCAGCAAUGGUGAUCACUCUGUACCUGCUAAUGACAGUCUUUUUGAUAGUGCUGGACCUUUUCUUGUAUUACUUGGUGAAAACAGGUGGGCCUUGGAUUUCAAACAUGCCAUCCACCAACAUCAGCAUCAAUGUCAACCUCAAGGUUGGAACAGAAGUGGCCAUUUGUCAGAUCUUGAACUCAGACUGUCAGCUAGAAUUGUUCAACUUCAACAGAACUUACACAGCCCUCAUUCACUCUGAUCCAAACGUGUGUGAGGCUCAAUCCAGCAAGCUGAACCCAAGUGUAGUGACGGCGCUGGUGUUCCUCUAUCUGUUCAGCUACACCCUGCUGCCGCUGGAGGUCUACGCUCGACGCUUUCGGAGGAAAGUAGCAGCUUCUUUCUUCCAGCAGCAGGAGGAGAGAAGGGUCGAGUUCCUUAUUAAGAAAAUUCAAACUAAACAAAAAGAAAGACAAAAUGAGGUUUUCUUUAUAGAAACCAAUCAUCAAGAUAAAGAAGUCUCUGGGAUGAUAGAUCAGCUAUAA